AUGAUAGAAAAUUUUAAAUGGAAAAAUAAUUUGGAUAUUCUUAUAGAAAAACCUUUGAUAAAAAUUAAAUAAUUAGAUCCUAAAAUAAUUGAAAAAGGAAAAGAAUUAAAUUAAUAUAUUGAAAAAUCUAAACUUAAGAAAAAAAUUAGAAAAAGCGAAAAAAGAAUAAUUAAAGAUAUAAAAAGUGAUUAAGCAGUUUAUGAUAAGAAGAAGCUUGAUGAUAAUAAAGUUUAAUAAGAAUAGAAAAAAGCAGCUAGAAAAAUAUUUAAUUAAAUUAUGGAUGAAUAGGCUAAAGAAGUUAAAAGAAUUAAAACAACUCAAAUUAAUUUUAAAAGAAAUAAAAAGAAAGGUAGAAGAAUGGCAGGAAAUAGAGUUUCAGAUUGA
Ichthyophthirius multifiliis is the source of this 384-nucleotide messenger RNA. RefSeq lists its product as hypothetical. Lineage: Eukaryota; Ciliophora; Oligohymenophorea; Hymenostomatida. The record is from RefSeq and is a predicted model, not a curated record. The transcript has a single exon.